Messenger RNA from Phalaenopsis equestris, 1539 nucleotides. Its product is annotated as probable serine/threonine-protein kinase At1g01540. Gene Ontology annotation, biological process: protein phosphorylation. Gene Ontology annotation, molecular function: protein kinase activity; ATP binding. NCBI's taxonomy places the organism in Eukaryota, Viridiplantae, Streptophyta, Magnoliopsida, Asparagales, Orchidaceae. The record is from RefSeq and is a predicted model, not a curated record.
AUAGUUAUAACCUAUUUUUAUAUUACAGAGCAAAUUUUUUCCCAUUAAUGGAGCUCACGAGCCGAGCCCGGCGGUGGGCUGUCAGAUACUGAGUAACACUCACGCGACUUCCCCAUAAUCGAUUCAAAGUACUGGCUUUCUGCUCGUUGAACAAGACGGAGCAUGCUCUCAGAGUAGAAAGAGAGAGAGCCAAGCUGCUCUCUUCCUUCUCCAUCUCUCCCCUGCAAUUAAGAUCAUACACUGAGGAAGCGAAGAUCUCCAAUGCGAAUCAUCACCUUCUCUUACUAAACCCUCAAUUUGCUGAGCCUCGCAAGUCACCAGAAGGGCUGAAAAGCGAAAAGAAAAAAAUGCCAUUCUGGAAUACUACCUUCCUAACCAACGAUCUCUCCAAGCAAACCGCAAUCUUCGGCAUCCGCCUCUACAUUUUCAUCGGAAUCUGCGUCGGAGCCGCCAUAGUUCUGGUCCUAUUCCUCCUCUCCCUCUGCUUCCUCUUCCGCCACCGCAGCCGAUCCCUUCGCCGAUGAGAAUGUGAUCGGAGAAGGGGGUUAUGGGAUCGUGUAUCGCGGAGUUCUGGAUGAUGGGUCCAUCGUAGCGAUCAAGAACCUGCUCAAUAACAGAGGGCAAGCCGAAAAGGAAUUCAGAGUAGAGGUUGAAGCAAUUGGGCGAGUCAGGCACAAGAAUCUGGUCCGGUUGCUUGGCUACUGUGUUGAAGGUGCCUAUAGGAUGCUGGUUUAUGAGUAUGUAGACAAUGGUAACUUGGAUCAGUGGCUUCAUGGUGAUGCGGGGGAUGUAAGUCCACUUACUUGGGACAUCAGGAUGAACAUAAUACUAGGAACUGCUAAAGGCUUAGCAUAUCUUCAUGAGGGGCUAGAACCCAAAGUUGUGCACAGAGAUGUGAAAUCUAGCAACAUACUACUUGACAAGCAGUGGAAUUCUAAGGUGUCUGACUUCGGGCUCGCCAAGAUCCUAUACUCGCAAAAAGGUUACGUUACGACUCGCGUCAUGGGAACAUUUGGAUAUGUGGCACCUGAAUAUGCAAGUACUGGAAUGUUGAAUGAGCGAAGUGAUGUUUACAGCUUUGGAGUGCUAAUCAUGGAGAUUAUAUCUGGUAGAACUCCAGUUGAUUACUCAAGACCAGCUGGAGAGGUGAAUUUGGUUGAAUGGUUAAAGAACAUGAUUGGAGAAAGAAGAUCUGAGGAGGUUAUGGAUCCUAAGAUCCUUGAGAAACCUUCGUCGAAAACGCUGAAGAGGGCUCUGCUAGUCUCUCUUCGUUGUGUCGACCCUGAUGCACUGCAGCGACCGAAAAUGGGGCAAGUUGUCCACAUGCUUGAAAUGGAGGGCUUGCUGCUUCAUCAGGAUUGCAAACAUGGGCAGGAGGGAUAUGAUAAGCCAUUUAUACCAAAAAAGUGACAAAAGGAAGGUUAGAUUCAUGUGAGCUGAUAGAAAAAAGAAUAGAUUUACUACAGUUUUGUUUUUAUUGCGUCCAACAGAUUCAAAUUAUUCUUAGCUGUGUGAAGUUCUUAUUGUUAUAAGGGAUAC